Molecule: messenger RNA, 3050 nt
Organism: Drosophila busckii
Lineage: Eukaryota; Metazoa; Arthropoda; Insecta; Diptera; Drosophilidae
Gene: stmA
Product: protein EFR3 homolog cmp44E
Exons: 8
Coding region: 446-2911 (821 amino acids)
Biological process (GO): protein localization to plasma membrane
Cellular component (GO): plasma membrane
Source: RefSeq, a predicted model, not a curated record
ACAGCAAAUCUUUGCGAUUAAAUUUCUUGUGACAAUUGUUGCUCUUCCUCUUGCUAACGGUCACGCAAUCACAGUAUUAGCCAAGUAGCUAUACACGUGCGCUAUAUAUAGCCCACAAAGGUAUCUAUAAAUCUGGCAUGCUGUCAUCAGCUUCCGAAAUGGAAAGGCAAUAAAUAAAGCGCCCAUGUUGUAGAUGGGCAUGCAGUUAACAAUUUGUAAUGCCAAUGCAAAUAAAAAUGAAAAGCUUUUAAGACACAAAUGUCAAGCAAACAAGCAGAGCUUUCAUCCCGUUACCUGCAAACAGCUGAUUUGAAAUCAGAAAUCCCAUUAAGCGUACCCCCAACCCAUCGCCGACUCACAUCUCGCGCUAACAAUACAAGUUCAUGGUCAACACUGUUGUUGCUGUCGGAUUAGCGCGCUCAAGCUGAAGUCCUAGUGAUUCCAAAUGGCUUUAAUACGUUGCUGCUUUGAGCCACCAGAACUGGAGCUGCCCGAGUUUUUCGAUGGCUUUAUACAGAAAUGCACAGAUCCCAGUUGUUGUUGCGGCUGCUGCUCGGCGCUGCGACCGCGCUACAAGCGGCUGGUUGACAACAUCUUCCCAGUGAAUCCAGAGGAUGGCUUGGUCAAGUCCAAUAUGGAAAAGUUGACGUUCUACUCGCUCAGCUCACCGGACAAGCUGGAUCGCAUUGGCGAGUAUUUGUACCAAAAGGCAACCAAGGAUAUAAAUCGCAAGCGUUACAAGCUGGCUGAGAUAGCUAUGGAGGCUAUGGACCAGCUGCUGCAGGCUUGUCAUGCGCAGACUUUGAACCUCUUUGUGGAAUCUUUUCUACGCAUGGUGCAAAAGCUGCUAGAGGAUUCGAAUCCGAAUCUAAAGAUAAUGGCAACCAAUUCGUUUGUGAAGUUUGCCAACAUUAACGAGGACACGCCGUCUUAUCACAGGCGCUACGACUUUUUCAUAUCGAAGUUCUCGUCCAUGUGUCACAGCGACAGCUCGGAUCUGCGUGAUAGUCUGCGCUUGGCGGGCAUUAAGGGUCUACAGGGUGUAAUACGCAAAACAGUAUCCGAUGAUCUGGUGGAGAACAUUUGGGAGGCACAGCAUAUGGAGAAAAUAGUGCCCUCGCUUUUGUUCAAUAUGCAGUCGGGCGACAUGGUGCCCGUGGAGGAUGCCAGCAAUGUGACGCCACCCGUGCUCGCCGAGGAGGUGCUGCGUGAGCUUGUGGGCCGCGCCAGCUUUGGCCACAUCCGCAGUGUGCUCAAGCCCUUGCUUACUCAUCUGGAUCGCCAUGAGUUGUGGGUGCCCAACACCUUUGCUAUACACACAUUCCGCAUUGUGAUGAUUUCCAUACAGCCGCAGUAUUCCUACACAGUGGUGGAGACACUUAUGCAGCAUUUGGACAGCAAUUUCAAGAGCUCGCCACGCACACGCACCUCGUUGGCAGUGGUGCUCUCCAAGAUUAUUGCCAUUGCGGCUGGCGAGAGCGUGGGUCCCUCUGCCUUGGACAUUAUCAACAAUCUACUGACGCAUCUGCGCACCAGCGUUAGCACCACCACUGAAAUAACAGCCGAGGAGUCGCAGUAUCAGGAAGCGCUAAUCAAUGCGCUCGGCGAGUUUGCCAAUCAUCAUCCGGACUAUCAAAAGAUUGAGAUCAUGCUGUUUAUUAUGAACACAGUGCCAGAUCUUUCGAAGAAAAGCAAAGGCGAUCAGAUGCUGCAGAAUAUUCUGCUGAAAUCACUGCUCAAGGUGGGCACCCAAUACAGCACCGUGUCCUUCGAGAAGGCCUUUCCAGCCUCGUUUCUGCAGCCGUUGCUACGCAUGGCGCGUGCACCACACGAUCCCACGCGCAUUAUUGUAAUGCAGAUCUUCCAGGCGCUGCUCGAUCGCCAUCAAAACGAACAGGUGCUGAGCACAGUGAGCAUUAAGCCGUAUCCGGCGCUAUCACAGGAGCCGCCUUCGCGCUCAGACAUUAUCUUUACACAUAAAUAUGGCGCCAAUAUAAUGCAGGCGCUGAUCGAUAGCAUGGCACUGUCCGAUCGCGUCGAUGCGCUCUCGGCAAGCUACAACACGGCCGCUUUGCUAAUUGUGGAAAUGUCCUGCAGCGAAACAGUGCAAGAGUUCUUGCUGUUUAUACUCGGCAUACAGCAAGUUGCAUGCACUGUGGACACUUUGGGCGCCGUGCAUCGCUGCAAUCUGCAUGCCAUUGCCAUUUCGCUGCUGGUGCUGAUUUCGCGCGUUAGUGGCAUCAACAAUCUGCUCGAAUAUGCACAAAAGAUAAUUGAAGCACGCCGCGAGGAGGCGGUUUACUAUCUGCCCCCGCUGCUCGAUGCCAAGAAGGUGUCUGCGAAGAACCUUAAUCUAGCGCUGCCGCAUUUAUCCAUCGAUAAGCUUGCUUUGGGCGAGUGCAUGCAGAACGCUGGCAUGGAUGCACAGCGUCUGAACACUGGUGCGCCCUAUAUGCUCAACCAGACCGAUAAUCCCGGACAUCGUCACUCCUGGGUGGAAUCUGUGAGCGCCAACAUGACAACGCGCAAUAGCUCCGCCGAUUUGACAGUAUAUAAUGGUGAUGUGGACAGCGUGAAUAGCUCGCCAGGCGUUUGCAAGAAGCUACUCGCACCAGAGUACAACUUUGAUGCCAUGAAGCGUGCGCUGGCCGAGCCCACCGAGGCGGCCAAGCGCGAGCAGCGUGAGCGACAAAUGCAAAUAGUGCGCACCUUCCGUGAGGGUGAAUUCGAUGAGCUCAUGCGACGCACAGAACCGAAGCACGAUCUCAUACAGAAUCGUCUGAAUGAACUCUUCAACUCGCUGGCCGUGGAGCGUCAAUUAACGCAGAGCGACAGCAAAGCGACGCAGCAACAUGCGCAGCAGGAGAAACCCGUCUAUGAGACAAAGUUUCCGGAACUAUUCUAUUAUUAAAUGGCCGGCGAAUAUAUUGUAUUGAAAAUAUAAAUUAUUAGUAUAUAGCUUGGGACUGGAUUAAGUAUUAAUUUAUUGCAAACUCUUUUUGUUAAAUUGUGCAGUUAUUAUUGUUACUAACGAAAUGAAUAAAAGUACU